This is a messenger RNA of Talaromyces stipitatus ATCC 10500, 2376 nucleotides long. Its product is annotated as transcription factor TFIIIC complex subunit Tfc6, putative. The coding region runs from base 1 to 2376 and encodes 791 amino acids. The record is from RefSeq and is a predicted model, not a curated record. Lineage: Eukaryota; Fungi; Ascomycota; Eurotiomycetes; Eurotiales; Trichocomaceae. Gene Ontology annotation, molecular function: protein binding. The transcript has 2 exons. Gene Ontology annotation, cellular component: transcription factor TFIIIC complex. Gene Ontology annotation, biological process: transcription by RNA polymerase III.
AUGCCACCACGGAGAUCAACACGCCGCGGCGCUACCCGCAAAAGUUAUACAGAAGAUGCAUUUGAAGCAAUCGGAUUGGAGGAUGACGAAGGACCCGGAGAAUCAACUUCACCCAAAGAACCACCGGAUAAAUCGAGGAAACGUCGGAGAGAUGAGUCAGAUGACGAGUUCAAUGAAGAAGAUGCAGCCGCAGCUUCGGCUGAAGAGGAGUAUUUGAAGGAGGAGGAUGAAGAAGAAGAAGAAGAAGAAGCUGACGACGAUCUCAAAGAUGAAGCCGCCGGGGAUAUCAAUGGUGGCGGUGGCGCUGACGUUACACCUGCUGCUAAGCUCUCAAAGUUGUCGAUUGCUGGUAGUCGUGGUAGUCGCACCCCUACCAGUAACACUGCUAGGCUUAGAAGAGACGAUGGGUCAACUCUCUUCAAGCCGAAUGAUACCCAUACUCGUGGCGCGUAUAACCCGUCCGAACAUGUUGGGAAAUCAAUGCAUAUUAAGCUAUCGUUUGGUGUGGAUAAUCGCGAUCUUCUUGCAGCAACAGCAGCGAGAACGCAGUGGUCUCUGGGGAUCGAUGCUACAUUUCCUACAAGAGCGUCGUUAGAAAGGGUGCCCAGUGCUGAUGAAUACGGCCCUGGAGCGACACAUGGAAUAUCGGCUGAAGAACUCGAGCGUGAAGCUACUGAAGCAUGGGAUUGGUAUUAUGAUGCUGAUCAUGGAUCUAGGUUCAGAAAGAGACAGCGAGUGGAAAGGAUUGAUAGGCAGCGAGUGGAGCAGAAGUUUCUAUAUAAACCACGCAAAACCAGCCACAAGAUCAUAUACGGACCAAGCGAAAAUUUAGCGACGGCUCAUUUGCGUCAAUAUGAGUCGCUAAAUUUUGGAGAUGCAUGGAAAUAUCGCGAUGAAACGCAUAAGACUGGUAAUACGGUUGACGCCACGAAGAAGGGCAAGGGGCGACCUAAAAAAGUGUCAGAAGAUCUCCACUCUCCACGUGUGAUUGAAGCAAUUGAAGACGAAUCUUCCGGAGCUCAAACAGGUCAAAGACGAAAAAAUCGGUAUGGAUGGAUAUUGAAUCUCUCCGGAAAAGUGCAGGCGUUGGGUUGGGCCCCGAAUCAAGAUGGAUUGACACAAUAUCUUGCAGUGUCAGUGCCAAUCAGCCCUGAACAAGAGAUGCAGCAUGAUCCUCCUGAACCGCCUGUUGCAUCUCGCGCUUUCUCUGUUUCUCCACCGUAUCCAGGAGCCAUACAAAUUUGGUCCUUUAAUACUGAGGAGCGGAGGGACGGUAUCAUCAAGACGGUAGACAUUAAUAGCAGGCCAAAGUUACAGCAAGUUCUGUGUAUGGAAUUUGGGAACAUAAGAAAGAUUCGUUGGUGUCCAUUUCCUCGAAGACAACGUGACAAGGACAUUGAUAGUCGCAGACAUGACUUGGGGUUGCUAGCCUGUGUUUUUUCAGAUGGUCGAACCAGAAUUAUUGAUGUCAAGGUGGACAGAGAUGCGGAAACCACAGAGUAUCUCCAGGUCAACUCCGCCGCAUUCACUGCUAUACCCUCGCCUACCAUCUCAAGUUGUAUGGCCUGGCUAUCACCUACCGAUAUAGCAAUUGGCUGCGCGAACGGCUGGGUCGCUGUAUACAAUAUCGCAACGUAUCAGACUACACCAAGCUCCCGUGGACAGGAAGACGAGCCUGUUCCUUAUAUGUAUAUUCCCAUUCACUCAACAUAUAUCACCAACAUCGAAACGGCAUAUCCUCAACAUCCACAUCUCAUAUCUACGGUAUCAAUGGACGGAAAUACAAGGCUUACCUCUCUACUCGACCCGAUCAAGGACGUAGUAGAUACACAAAGACAACGUCUAGGAACAAUGCAGAUAUCCUACUACCCUCAUUUUCAAGCAUUUGUGUCAAGUGACGAGAAUGACUUUGUCCGCGGCCUAUCCAUUCGUCGAUUCUAUACUUCUACCGCUAUCGGAAAGGUCCCGAGCACGAUAACGACCAUUGCAAGUGGCAGUCGCUGGCACCCAUCUGUCAUGUUGGGAUGUACGGAAGGUUCUAUAUGGUGCCUUAACCCUCUUCGUAGAUUUAUGCAUGCCAAGGAGUCACAUUUUCACGCGAGGUGGUUUCUGCAUGAAUGGGCCGCUGGGAAGGAUGAUCAAACCCCUAAUACGAGUCGAUUUACGGAUGACUUGGAAGUGGAAAGUCUGAGUUUAGUACGAAAUGCAAAGGAGGGAACGAAGAUUGUGAAUGGUGUGAUGACUAUUACGAUAUAUGACGAGGAACAGCAUGUUGUUGCUGUUGACUGGAAUCCUAAUCAGCAUUGUGCUGGUUGGGCAGCUGCUGGUAUGGGAUCGGGAUUGGUGCGAGUAGAAGAUUUGGCGAUGUUUCAUUAA